This is a messenger RNA of Polistes canadensis, 383 nucleotides long. RefSeq names its product flexible cuticle protein 12-like. The record is from RefSeq and is a predicted model, not a curated record. The coding region runs from base 63 to 383 and encodes 106 amino acids. Gene Ontology annotation, molecular function: structural constituent of chitin-based larval cuticle. The transcript has 2 exons. Gene Ontology annotation, cellular component: chitin-based extracellular matrix. NCBI's taxonomy places the organism in Eukaryota, Metazoa, Arthropoda, Insecta, Hymenoptera, Vespidae.
UCGAAAUAAAUUUCUUCGACUCUUCGACGAGAGACACACACGAAAACAAAUAUUCAUCCAAGAUGAAACUGAUCAUAGCAUUCACCGCCCUUUUGGCUGUCGCCCUUGCCCUUCCACGACCACAGCAAGAAGUUGUACUCGUUAAGGAAACACCCUCCGACAAUAUCGGCCUUGGUGGUUACAACUAUGGUUACGAACUUUCCAAUGGUCAACACCAUCAAGAAUCCGCUGAAUUAAAAAAUGCUGGAAGUGAAGAUGAAGCACUCGUUGUUAGGGGUACUUUCAGUUGGGUUGACCCUGUUACCAAUCAACGAUUUGACGUCUCAUAUGUUGCCGAUGAAAAUGGUUUCCAACCACAAGGCGAACAUCUCCCAAAAGCUUGA